Molecule: messenger RNA, 5726 nt
Organism: Elgaria multicarinata webbii
Lineage: Eukaryota; Metazoa; Chordata; Lepidosauria; Squamata; Anguidae
Gene: NCOA7
Product: nuclear receptor coactivator 7
Exons: 16
Coding region: 396-3251 (951 amino acids)
Biological process (GO): response to oxidative stress; regulation of transcription by RNA polymerase II
Cellular component (GO): nucleus
Source: RefSeq, a predicted model, not a curated record
GGGCUGCGUCUGCCGCUGCCGGGGACCAUGCUGUCGCUGCGGCUGUCGCCCUCACAUUGCCAGCGGGCGUUUGGGAGCUGCGCGCUUUGGGUGGCCGGCUAAAACCGCAGUGGUUGCCCAAGGGCUUCGCAAGAGCGCUUCUCCUGCGACGGCUGUAGUAGCCACUGCUCGAUGCUUGAGUUCGCCUCUUCGGCUACUAUCCGCCCUUUCCUGGGCAUCAUGGAGGGAUCUCCCUUCGGCAUCCUUGGCGAGAAGCUGCCGAGCGGUCCUAUCCUCCUGGGCUGAAGAGAUCCGGACCCCCCGCCGCACCUUCGAUACAGGGGCCGUGUAUGGACAUGAGGCACUAAGUGGGAGCACAAAACCGCAGCCCUUUCACCUUGCACUUUUUCCUGUUUAUGAUGGACACCAAGGAAGAGAAAAAAGAACGAAGGCAAGGCUACUUUGCCCGUUUGAAAAAGAAGAGACUGGCUAAACAAAAUGCAGAAACUGCUUCUGCGAAUGCUUGCAUAACCCCCGGGCGUAGAACUCAGUCUGGAAAAGAGGAUGGAAGCAAAGUUGUUUCGGUGCAAACCAAUGGAUCUCAAGAAAACUGCGAACAUUCUGGGGAAAAGGAGGACUAUGAGAAGAAGAAGAAAAAGAGCAGUCAGCCAAAGGAUAUUAGACGCACAGAUCUUAAGCGAUACUAUAGUAUUGAUGACAAUCAGACCAAAACCAAUGAGAAGAAAGAAAAGAAAAUGGUCUCUCAGAAACCCCGUGGUACAAUCGAAUAUACGGCUGGAAGCAAAGAUACCCUAAACAACAUUGCACUGAAGUUUAACAUCACUCCAAAUAAACUUGUGGAGCUCAAUAGGCUUUUCACACACACAAUUGUUCCAGGCCAGGUUCUGUAUGUGCCAGAUACUGAACCUCUUUCUACUGCAGGGAAGGCAGCUUCCUCAAGUCCUGGUGCUCCUGUUUCACCUUCAUCAUCAGAUGCAGAAUAUGAUAAGCUUCCGGAUGCUGACUUAGCAAGAAGGGCUUGCAGACCUCUCCAAAGAGUCCUGUCAUCCACCUCAGAGGAAGACGAGCCAAUUGUUGUCAAGUUUUUAAAAAUGAAUUGCCGAUACUUCACAGAUGGCAAGGGUGUAGUAGGAGGAGUCAUGUUAAUUACUCCCAACAACAUCAUGUUUGACCCCCAUAAGUCAGACCCUCUGGUAAUUGAGAACGGCUGCGAAGAGUACGGGCUCAUUUGUCCCAUGGAGGAGGUGGUUUCGAUUGCGCUCUACAAUGAUAUCUCUCACAUGAAGAUCAAAGAUGCUCUGCCAUCCGACAUUCCAAAGGAUCUUUGUCCUCUGUACAGGCCUGGUGAGUGGGAAGACCUUGCUUCUGAGAAGGACAUUAACCCAUUCAGCAAAUUUAAAUAUAUGAACAAGGAAAAAAAGCAGCAGAAAGUAGACAACUUUGUCACAUUGAGUUCCAGACUGAUCAAACCAUCAGAGGAGGAGAAGGUGACAGAUUUUGAAAUGGUUAAACCUUCUGAAAGUUCUUCCCCAGUGACUUCCAGGUCAGUGGAAACACCAAGGGACUCCACUAUUCCAGAGUCUUCAAAAAGGGUGGCUUUGGAAAUAUAUACUACAGAACAUUCUGUAGAGAGCGUUACUCUGGACCUAACCAAAGACAAUUCCCUUCUGGGAGAGGAUGGCUUUGUUGAACUAGAAGAGACUUCAUCACAAGUUGAUAGCAGAGCAGAUUGUGGAGAUCAAGGAACAGUAGAUGUUCCCAAGGACUGUAAAAUAAGAGAGGAAGUUCGGUUACGAGCAACAAAUAAAGAAAAUUGUAAGCAAUCAGUGUCAGAUUCAUCAGGGCCAAAGCAUGAGAUCCCUAAAGAUGUCCUUGAUCUAGAGUCCAGUGAGAAGCUAGAUGUGGUGCCUGAAAUGAACAAGGGUAGUAGUUCUCCAACAAAUAAGGUAGAGGCGACUCUGGAUGCAAACAAGGACCUGAAUAAAGACAAGCUUAUUGAAUUUUACCUCAAAAAGGAUAAGGAUGAGCCACCAUCCGCUGAUGACUUGUGUAAGGCUGAACUCAAGAAAGAGAGGAACAAUAUACCAAUGGGUAUAGACUUAACACUUAGCUCUUCACAUUCGCAAGCCACUAAAGUACUUACAAGCAAAAGGGCAGGACCUGAUUCGUGCUCUGUGGAAAGGAAUGGGCCAUUGCCGGAAGUUGACUCAGCAGCAGGAGCAGAGAAAAAAGAGUGUGAUGGAUCAAAAGCUUCCUCGUUGGCAUCGCAUCAAGAUAAUAAGUCUGAAAUCAGAUUGUGGUUGCUGCAAAGAAUCCAGGUGCCCAUUGAAGAUAUGCUUCCUUCAAAAGAGGAGAAAAGCAAGACCCCACCCAUGUUUCUGUGCAUCAAAGUGGGCAAGCCUAUGAAAAAGUCAUUCACUGCCCAAAGCACUACCAUGGCUCAGCAAUAUGGAAAAAGGAGAAAGCAACCUGAAUACUGGUUUGCUGUUCCUCGAGAAAGGGUAGAUCAUCUGUAUACCUUUUUUGUGCAGUGGUCGCCUGAUGUGUAUGGCAAAGAUGUCAAGGAUCAGGGUUUUGUGGUGGUGGAAAAGGAGGAGCUUGACAUGAUAGACAACUUCUUCAGUGAGCCCUCGACCAAAAGCUGGGAGAUUAUUACUGUGGAAGAGGCAAAACGCCGAAAGAGUGUUUGCAGCUAUUGUGAGGAAGAUGAUGGUGAUGGGGACCAAGAUGAAGAUGCUUUGCCUGUCUUAAAAAACCAGAGUGCGCUCUUAGAAAAUAUGCAUGUAGAGCAGCUUGCCCAGCGCCUGCCUGCAAGAGUUCAGGGAUAUCCCUGGAGGCUUGUCUACAGCACACAAGAACAUGGGACCAGCUUGAAAACUCUAUACCGUAAAUCAGCAUCUCUUGAUAGUCCAGUUCUACUUGUCAUCAAAGAUAUGGACAAUCAGAUAUUCGGGGCAUAUGCAACGCAUCCUUUCAGAUUUAGUGACCACUAUUAUGGAACCGGAGAGACUUUCCUAUACACAUUUAAUCCUCUUUUCCAGGUUUUUAAAUGGAGUGGAGAAAACACCUAUUUUAUCAAUGGAGAUGUAACUUCAAUAGAACUUGGUGGCGGAGAUGGUAGGUUUGGUUUAUGGCUAGAUGCUGAUUUGUAUCACGGCCGGAGCAACUGUUGCAGCACAUUCAAUAAUGAUAUCUUGUCCAAAAAAGAAGACUUUGUCAUACAAGAUGUGGAAGUAUGGACAUUCGAGUGAUUUACCUGCUGCCUUAAAAAGCUGGACUUGGGUUUACUGAGCACUCAGUGGAUGCUGAAAAUCAGAAUGUAGACUUGCCUCACAAUACAACAUGCUUUUCCAUUGUUGUGGCUUCACAAGAAGAUUUUAAGGCAAAAUUGGAGAGACUACUACAUCAAAAAAUUACAUAAUGUCUUAUUCCCGCCCUGCCGAUGUUCCUACGAUAUGGAUGCAAGAUGUUUAUGGAGCGCAUUUGCGUCGGUAUACAAGUUUGUUUAAAGCAGCCUCAUUAUUUUCUGUAACUGUGAAAGAAUACUGUGGAAAACUGCAGAGCUGUAUAGUAGAUUCCAUGUGUAUUUUUAUUCAGUGAAAGUGAAAACCAAAAAGAGGGAAAAGUUGUGUUACCAAAUUCUGCAGCAUAUAGUGGUGGUUUCCAUGACAAAGUAAUAGAUAUUAAGAAUACAGCACUUAAAGGGAGUUUUUUUUUUAAGGGAUAUAUUUAUUCUUUGUAUAGUACAUUUUUCUGAAAUGUAGGUGUUUUUUUCUUUUAAUAUUUCAAAUUUCAGAAUUUGCUAGAAUUUAUUGAUUAAAUUAGAUGUCUUCUGCAGCGGUGAUGAAUCAUUUGUUUUCCUAGGUUUUGUUUUUAUAUAUAUAUAUUGCUUUUUUAUUUUGUAAAAGAAACAUUUUUGUUACUUCUAAUUAUAGGUUUUGACAGAAAUACAUUCUGGAUUGUUUGAGAUAUGGGCAUUGUCAGCUCCAGUUGUCAAAUAUACCCGUCUAGUUGUGUGGUAAUGUUUGGAAAAGAAGAGAUCCUGUUUUUAACCAGUUAUCAAGACAGAAAUGCCUUUAGAAAGAGCACCAUUGUUGUGGGGCAGAAAACUGAUUUUUAAGUCAUAUUCUAUAAAUUACUUGAAAUUCUUUAUUAGGGAACAAUAUUAGUGUCAUGCCAAACUGGCUUAGUUGUUUUAAAAAAAAUUCUCAUUCUUCAAAAAUAUUUUAAACCUGUGGUUGACUUUUGCUUUUAUAGCAAGGUUAAAAAAUGGUUUAAAAAUGUUUUUUUAAUAACAUUUACAUGUUGGUUGGACCAAGCAUUCAUUCAUCCAAUGAUUCAGCCUAAAUUCAGUUUGGUAAAUUAAGUAAGAAGAAUAAAGUGUUGCAAGUUAAUCGAAAAAGGUAAACAUUUUUGGUUAUUUGUCUCUCAUAAAAAUAUUUUGGUUAGAAAAAGAAUUGGAAAGAUCAUGCUGUCAUUUCUCUCCAAAGCUUAUGCUAUUUUAACAUGUUGGGAUCUUGCAUGUUUAGACAGGAAAAAAAAGUCCUAUAGUUCCCAGCAUUCUCUAGCCAGCCAUGGUGGCUGCUGAAUGCUGAGAGUUGUAGAACUUUUUUCUUUCUAAACAUGCAUAGGAUUGUGUCCACAAAAAGGAAAUUAAGCCAAUAUAUAGAAUGGGGGGGGGGGGAGAUGUGAUUCUGUGCUCCUUUAUAGCAUUGGUCAAUACGCUGUGUAUGUCACUCUUGACGCACCUGUCCCCAGCCUAAGCUGCAACCUAACAUAUAAACCAGGUGCUUCGCAACAGGUGUGUUCCAUUCCUGAUACCAUUGCUUCCAACUAACAUGGAAAUAACUAGAGCGAGCCAGAAUCAAAUCAGAAGAAGGGGUCUGGCCUACUAGCAAAUAAUGUUCAUAUUCCUUCGCCCGUACAUGUUGUUAUAUGACUUGAUCAGCUGGAUUCGAUCAAAUUGUGAAGAUUAUUUGUUCUUUCCGGCUUUAUUUUAUCUGCAGAUGUCAAAGGAAAAUAGCAGCUUUCCCUUGACAGCAUCAGUGACUCUUAAUAGACAACGGUCAUAGUAUAAGUUUACAAACAUAAUACAGUGACGUAAGAGUUGUUGACAAAAUAUGUAUGCAAUCACUUGGGAUGAACACAAACAUGUCUAUUUUGGCAUGUGUAGAUGCUGUGGAAAACAUGCUGGCAAUUGGUGCUUGCUGCAGCAUGUACAUACAACGAAACAAAAUGUAUGCUUCCAUCACAUGUGGUGGUAUACAUGGAAGGUAUGCAUAUAAUACCCCUACACAGGAGUAGUAGCCUUUUAGACAAUUUAUCAUGCCUUAGGGCAUUAGUUAACACCUGACAGCUAAGCUUUUCACUUCUUCCCACCAGGUAUUCUUACCAUCAAUGCUACUCUGACAGAUUUUCACUAUAACUAUGAGCUGCUAUUAGUAUAACACUUUGGAGAUGCGCCAGUAACUGCUAAAAGAUGGUCUUACUAAUGAUGGGAUACUUGUGAGUUACAAGCAAAAGGUUUUUGACAUUUGACAUAUUUUACUACUGUUACGUGCAGUUUAUUUCAUUAUACUUGUCAGACCAUAUCUGAAACGUUUGUGAUCUAUAUGCAAAAUAGUGUUGUCCUAUCAAAAUUCUGUGACCCUUAAGAAACGAUGGAUAUUUAAUAUAUGUAAUGCAGUGCUAUCGCAACAUUUUCAAUAAAGGAGUUUAUGCAUUCA